AUGGACUUGGAGAAAGCCAACACCCUGCUCUGCGCCACGCCAUUGACCAGCGCAACAACACCACAAGCACGAGAGAAAUCCGCGAAGCUUGUUGCUCUUGAGAAGAACGAGAUCAUGCUCACCUUGUGGAAGAAGCAUCACACGAACAUGCAGCUGGCGUGGCCUGGUCCGAGGAGAAGUGCAGAGAUCAAACGCUUCCUCCGGCGGUGCCGCAUUGACGACAAGCACAAUAUCCCAACGACCAUGGCAACGACGUCCACGUUGUUCGAUGUCCGCGAGCUGAGACGGUCGAGCGACAUCUGCAUCACGAUCGCAAAGGCGGACAACCACUGGAGACUGGACUUCAGCGCUGCUUGGAACACUCGGGAUCCGCUCCUCGCCAAUACGCAACACGGCAGUACACCACAUACGACCGAGCCGAGAAUGGCAACUUGCUCAUUCGAGAAGAAGACUGGAUAUCGCUGGGAUGGAAGAGCAAGCAAGAGCAGGCAGUGGAGGUUUGCAGAGUCGGGGCAGGCACGACCAGACACAACCAAGGCAUGCGCAGUUCAAGGGGAGUCGUCAACGCAUGGCGUACAGCAAGGUAGACCGUGA
Messenger RNA from Zymoseptoria tritici IPO323, 594 nucleotides. RefSeq lists its product as uncharacterized. The coding region runs from base 1 to 594 and encodes 197 amino acids. The transcript has a single exon. NCBI's taxonomy places the organism in Eukaryota, Fungi, Ascomycota, Dothideomycetes, Mycosphaerellales, Mycosphaerellaceae. The record is from RefSeq and is a predicted model, not a curated record.